AACAACAAAUAGUUGAGCUGGCACGUGUGGCUCGCUCGAAAAAGGGGACACUUAGUCCAGACCCGACUACAGGAUUGACCAGUGUGUAGUCUGUUGUAGUCAUUAGAUAUUACCUAAUGUGCAUGAUCCAGUCUUUAAAUAACUUAAUCAAGCAUCAGACCAUAACGAUAGGUAGUUGAUGAACACAUUUCUUAGCGAUCACAAAGUAUUGUUUUUCCCCCUCGAAGCUCAUUUUUGCAGUCGUUUUGAGUGUUAGGAUGGACUUUCACGGGAAAAAGUAUGAACGAGGGAGUAACUGGUCCGAGCCCGAGGUGGUGGAGCUCCUGCAGCUGUGGUCGGACGAGGCGAUCCAAGCCGAGCUUGAUAGCUGCCUGCGGAACCAGCACGUUUUUAACCGCAUAGCCGCGGCCCUGCACGGCAGAGGGGUGUACCGCACAGGCGACCAGUGCAGGGAGAAGAUCAAGAAGCUGAAGCUGGAGUACCGGCGCAUCAGAGAGAACCAGAAGACAGUGCGCGGAGGGAGGACGUGGAAGUUUUACGAGGUGAUGGACCGUGUGCUGAACGGCAGGCCCGUGUUACAGUUACAGCAGCAGCAGCGCCUUUUACCCGUUUUGCCGGCCUCCUGCAGCUCCAGCUCAGAGCCGUUCACUUUUACCCGGCCGCCCAACCCGGGAGAGCUACUGGACAUCAAGCGCGAGGAGCUGCACGCAGAAGACGAGCUGCUGAGCGCAGAGCACGCGCCGCCAGAGCUGAUCUACCACAUCGGUUCAGAGGAGGAUGAGCAUGAGCUCGACGCCGAGAGCAAAUCAGCCGGGGCAGAAACAGAGGAGCAGAGGCUGGGAGAGCUGACCAGGGGGGAGGGCGCUGCUGCUCACGCGAGCAGUUCUCCUUCAGGUUACAGCGACCAUAAUGUGGCUGGCUUUUCCGGCGCAGGCAUUUCCCCGGCAACAGCUCCUGUGGGGAUUAGAGAUGGGGGUAUCCAUGGUGACGUGGAGGACCCUAAAAGUUCUGUCUUGUUUCGUCAGAGGAAGCGGCGGCGGGCGGGUCGGGGGAUGGGCAGUGGGAGGUUGUUGGAGAGAGCGCUGGCAGAUUUCCUUGGCUGGCAGCAAAUGAUGGAGGAGAGGUACCUCUCUCUGGAGGAGGCACGGAUGCAGCAGGAGGAGCGAGCUGAGGAACGCAGGGAGCAGCAAGAGGAAAGACGGGCCCAGCAGAACAGGGAACAUGAGCUGCGUCUUUUUUCUUUAUUCACAGGGGUCCUUGCUGCAGCCAGAGGGAAAGCAGAUGGUAUUAGUAUUAGCACCAGUAACCAAGGACUGAUUCCAGCUCCUUCCACAGCAGCAUCAGAGCCAGUGUCCCUCUCUGUACAUCCCUCUUCUCCACCUCCAGUGGAGUCAUCACCUGACCCUUCCACAGUCCCCUUUACACCCAGCAUGCUGAGGGGUGACCGGGUGCCCCAGUACAGCCGUUACCUGUCCUGCAGAGGUAACAGUAUCUGGCAGCACCAGGGCAUCCUGCAGGAAGGCUACACGCAGUACCAUGCCAACAAAUAUGAUGAGAACAGCAAUCCUGAUGGCAUAAUUAAUAUGGGAACGAGUGAGAACAAGCUUUGCUUUGACCUACUGCAAAAACGGCUGACUCAGCCUGACAUGCUGCUCAUAGAGCCGUUCCUGCUGCAGUAUCCGGACUGGAAGGGUCACCGCUUCCUAAGAGAGGAAGUAGCUAAGUUCCUGUCAGAACACUGCCGCUCUCCUGUCCCACUGAAAGCAGAGAAUGUGGUUGUGAUGAACGGCUGUGGGUCUGUCUACUGUGCUGUGGCAGCUGUGCUCUGUGAUCCUAAUGAUGCAAUCCUCAUUCCAAGCCCAUUCUAUGGCGUAAUCACAGAGGAUGUUGAUUUGUACAGUGGUGUGAAACUCUACUGUGUUCCUCUUGACAGUGAGGUCAGUGAAAAUGAUGAUAGGCCAUUCCAUCUCACUGCUGAGAAACUGGAACACGCUCUAGAAAGGGCAAAGAAAGAGGGAGUGAAUGUAAAAGCUGUCAUCCUGGUUAACCCCCACAAUCCUCUGGGGGAGAUUUAUACUGCUGAAGAGAUGACCAGCUUUCUGAACUUUGCCAAAAGGCAUGAGCUGCAUGCUAUAGUGGACGAGGUCUACAUGCUGUCUGUGUUUGAUGAGGAUUUCUCCUUUCACAGCGUCCUCAGUCUGGAGAGGAUACCAGACGCUCAGAGAACUCAUGUCUUGUGGGGUCUUAGCAAGGACUUUGCUAUGGCAGGUGUGCGUGUGGGUACAGUGUACUCAGAGAACAGGGAUUUGGUGCAGGCUCUGGAUCAGCUGGGCAACUUUCAUGGAGUAGCAGGACCCUUACAGCACCAGGUUGCUCAGCUGCUGAAAGACAAAGAGUGGCUGAAUGAGGUGUUUCUCCCGGAGAACAGGCGCAGGCUGAAAAAGGCACAUCAAUAUGUGGCUGCUCAGCUGACAAAGCUAGGCAUUCCCUACCUGCACAGAGGCGCAGGCUUCUUUAUCUGGGUUGACUUCAGCAAGUAUCUGAAGGAACAGACGUUCGUGGAGGAACUGUGUUUGUGGAGGUGUUUUCUGAAGCACAAAGUGCUGCUGAGCUGUGGCCAGGCCUUUAGCUGUUCCUCACCAGGCUGGUUCCGGAUCGUCUUCUCUGACCAGCAGCGCUGCCUCCAACUGGGCCUGGAGAGAAUCAGAGAGACAUUAGAGAAGCUCCAGGGCUCCAGCAUGCUGCCCGUCUCUGAGAACGCAAAGAAAGACAAACAGGAGAGCCAUAGACAAACAGAGAGCACUGCACAAAGAGAGAAACAAAACAAUGAAAACAAUACCAGAGAAAUGACAACCAGUGUCUUCAGUAUACCAACAAAGCUGCAUUGUGAGGGAAAUAAUACUGAGACUGAAAGCUUAUUAUUGGCUGAUGAGGACACUGUGGUCUUCAACUGUCAAUCCUCCUCUACCUCAGAGAGUCUGGACUCCCUGAUUGGUGCUCUGAGACAACAGAUCCAGUCGUCUGAUUGGUUAGAGAAAAACAGGCCGGAGCUGUCUGCUGGAGAGGACCCGACACAACUGGAUGUUUUUAAGGAGCUGUUGGACAGGGCGAGGAUAUAGUGACACGUUAAAGAGAGCAGAAUUCUCUAUACCAAGGCCGUGUUUGUUCAGUUCUUUGUAACAGGAGAGUUUGUUACUGUGUUAAACAUAUAAGACUGGCAUUCUGAUCAACUGUUUUCUAUCACAGGUAAUAAACAAUACAAAACAAUCAAAUUA
This is a messenger RNA of Colossoma macropomum (tambaqui), 3275 nucleotides long. RefSeq names its product 1-aminocyclopropane-1-carboxylate synthase homolog (Arabidopsis)(non-functional) (gene accs). Lineage: Eukaryota; Metazoa; Chordata; Actinopteri; Characiformes; Serrasalmidae. Gene Ontology annotation, molecular function: pyridoxal phosphate binding; transaminase activity. The record is from RefSeq and is a predicted model, not a curated record. Bases 258 to 3119 code for a protein of 953 amino acids. The transcript is spliced from 15 exons. Gene Ontology annotation, biological process: amino acid metabolic process; biosynthetic process.